Messenger RNA from Alosa sapidissima (American shad), 8313 nucleotides. It is a transcript of the gene myo15aa, whose product is annotated as myosin XVAa. The transcript has 65 exons. NCBI's taxonomy places the organism in Eukaryota, Metazoa, Chordata, Actinopteri, Clupeiformes, Clupeidae. Gene Ontology annotation, cellular component: cytoskeleton; myosin complex. Bases 351 to 7568 code for a protein of 2405 amino acids. The record is from RefSeq and is a predicted model, not a curated record. Gene Ontology annotation, molecular function: ATP binding; cytoskeletal motor activity; protein binding.
UUAAUGCUCACACCAUGCCAAUGCCAUCCUCUAACGGUACUCAUUUGAAACCUGGAGCUGCCGCUUCUAUUCAGGAAGAGAAAACAAGCAUAAUAGGCCUCAUUAAAAAUUUAUUCGAAGCCACUCGGGCUUUACAACCCGCUGGGCAAGUGUGGAGCUUGGGAGUUGCAAGCCUCCGGGAAACGGUUACAUUGUUGGCCUUUCUCUGCAUGGACUCGUUGGUAGUUCUGAGGUGUGCGUGUGCUUUUUUUGCCGGCUAGGCACAAUGGAGAGGCAUUGCUUUGGAAUUACCUGAUGGGACGCUCGUGAUGUUAUGACGAAAGUGAACUGAAGGGAAAGGGGUUACUAAGAUGUACUCCAUCCGCAGCCUCCCCACCAUGCGGUACAGGGAGCAGGCUGAGGAGGAUGGGAUCGAAGAUAUGACCCAACUAGAAGAACUACAUGAAGGGGCCGUUUUGAUAAAUUUGAAGAAGAGGUUUGAACGUGAAUUGAUUUACACGUACAUUGGAAGUAUACUAGUGUCUGUGAAUCCCUACAAGAUGCUUAACAUUUAUGGGACCGACAUGGUGCUGCAACACAAAGGACAUGCUUUGGGGUCAAAUCCCCCGCAUCUUUUUGCUAUUGCAAAUGUCUCUUACACAAAAAUGAUGGAUGCCAAACAGAACCAGUGCAUUAUCAUAAGUGGGGAAAGUGGUGCUGGAAAAACUGAGGCCACCAAGCUGGUUCUGCGUUAUUUAGCUGCGAUACACCACAAGCGCAACAUCACUCAGCAGAUUCUUGAAGCAGCUCCUUUGUUAGAAUCAUUUGGAAAUGCCAAAACUGUGAGAAACGACAACUCAAGUCGCUUUGGAAAGUUUGUGGAGAUCUUCAUGGAGGAGGGUAUAAUCAGUGGUGCCAUAACCUCACAGUAUCUCCUUGAGAAGUCCAGGAUUGUGUUUCAGGCCAAAGAUGAACGAAACUAUCACAUUUUUUAUGAGAUGCUGGCAGGCCUCCCCUCACAACAAAGACGGACCUUCUACCUCCAAGAGGCAGAAACAUACUAUUAUCUCAACCAGGGAGGAGACUGUGAGAUCCAGGGGAAGAGUGACGGAGAGGACUUCCGCAGGCUCAUCAGCGCCAUGGAGAUACUACACUUCAGUGUCGAAGACCAGGGCAACAUCUUCAGGGUCCUAUCCUCCAUUCUGCACCUGGGAAACGUAUUCUUUGAGAGAUAUGAGACUGACUCUCAGGAAGUUGCGUCGGUGGUGAGCGCUCAGGAGAUACGUGUGGUGGCUGAACUUCUUCAGAUCUCUCCCGAGGGCCUGCAGAAGUCCAUCACCUUUAAAGUCACGGAAACAAUGAGGGAGAAGAUCUAUACCCCUGUGACGGUUGAAAGUGCAGUUGAUGCCAGAGAUGCCAUUGCCAAGAUCUUGUACUCCCUUCUGUUCAACUGGCUGACAGACCGUAUCAACAAGUUGGUUCACCCACGAAAUGACGCAUUGUCUAUCUCCAUACUUGACAUCUAUGGAUUUGAGGACCUUAACUUCAACAGCUUUGAGCAGCUUUGCAUAAAUUAUGCAAACGAAUACCUUCAAUUCUUUUUCAACAGGAUAGUGUUCAGAGAAGAACAAGAGGAAUACAGCAGAGAGCAAAUUAACUGGCAGGAGGUUCCUUUCAGCAACAACCAGGACUGCAUUGACAUCAUAGCAGCAAAACCCCAUGGGAUUCUCAGAAUCCUUGAUGACCAGAGCGGUUUUCCUCAGGCAACAGACCACACAUUCCUUCAAAAAUGUCACUAUCACCAUGGCAACAAUCCCUUGUAUGUAAAGCCAAAAAUGCCUCUUCCUGAGUUCACCAUCAAACACUAUGCUGGAAAAGUUACUUACCAGGUCCACAAGUUUUUAGACAAAAACUUUGACCAGGUGCGUCAGGAGGUGCUCGACCUUUUCAUUCAGAGUAAAAACAAGAUGGUGUCUAAUCUGUUUGUGAGCUACGCCGAGAUCCUUGGGCAGCAGAGGACACAUGUGAGGAAGAACAGCACGGUGACUCGGCGCUACCAGGCCUCAACAGUCGCUGCCAAGUUUCAGCUCUCCCUUAUGGAGCUCAUAGAGAAGAUCGAGAGAUGUAACCCCUUUUUUGUUCGUUGUAUCAAGCCAAACCAUAACAAGGAUCCUGGCGUCUUUGACGUGGAGCUGGUGAGCACUCAGCUGCGCUAUUCUGGGAUCCUGGAGACCAUCCGCAUCAGGAGGGAGGGGUAUCCGAUUAGAGUGCCUUUUGAUGUCUUCCUUUUCAGGUAUAAAUCCCUUCUGGGCAUGAAGCAGCCUCCCCCUGCCAAUGGUGAGAACUGUGUUAUGAUGCUGAGGAAGCUGUGUCCCGUGAGACCAGGGGCCUUCCAAGUAGGAGUCACCAAGCUUUUCCUGAAGGAGGAGGUGUACCAGCUUCUGGAGAGUAAGCGGGAUCGGGUUCGGCACGUGGCUGCCCUCACGCUGCAGCGCUACACACGCAUGUACUUUGUGCGCAAGCGCUACUUUGCUUUCCGCGUGAAGAUCAUCAGGCUGCAGGCCCACUGUAGAGGACUCCUUGCAAGAAAACAGUAUGUGAAAAUGAGGAUUAGCCUGAUCAGGUUUCGGUCAAUUAUCCAUAUGUAUGUCAAUCGGAAGAGGUUCAUCAAGCUCAAUCUGGCAGCAAAGAGGAAGGAAGAGGCGGAGAGGAUCAGAAGGGAGAUGGAGCUAUCGAGGCGCGAGGUUGUCAACGUCACACAUCUGCCCAUUCCAGCUGAGCUGGCAGGACUCCUCAAUUCAGCAGCAGGAGGAAGAGAGCUGCACUCGGAUUGUCUGGCUCUGGUCCAGGCUCCAACUGUAGAAGUGGUGUCCCAACUCACCCUGCCCCUCGACAUCAAUAAUUACUCCAUGACUAAAUGCAUUCAGCUUUAUUUCAAAGCACCCAAGUUUGGAAUGUUGACAGCACCUUUGGACAUGCCACUGACGCAUGUGGAUGAGGAUCUGAAGCAUGAGGCUCUUAAUAUUUUCGUCAUGGUUUUAAGGUUCAUGGGUGACCCCCAUUUAAACGGUGCUCAGGAGAACCUGUUUGGGAACUACAUCAUUCAGAAGGGGCUCACAUAUCCCAGUCUGAGGGAUGAAACCUUGUGUCAAAUUGCCAACCAGGUGUGGAGGAACAGCAAUCCCGAUAACGCAGAGAGAGGCUGGCUGCUGCUGCUAGCCUGCCUGAGCGUUUUUUCCCCCUCUGCGAAAAUGGAGAAGUAUCUCCUCAAGUUCGUCUCAGACUAUGCUAUGGAGGGCUUUAAUGCUAUUUGCCAACAUAGGCUCAUACAAGCCAUGCAGAAGUCUCUCUAUGGUCCAGAAACUGCCAGGACCUAUCCUCUAUGCUUACUAGAGUGGACAGCCAAUAGGAAAAAAGCCAACAUGGUGUUGCAAGUGCACUGCUUUGAUGGGACAUCCUUCCUGUGUCCUGUUCAUUCCUGGACCAGUGGGGAGGACCUGGCAGGGGACGUCCUUCAGCACAGGGGUAUGAUGGAGGGCUGGAGGGGCAGUUCCGUCUUCAUGAAGGAGCACGGCCAGUGGGCUGAGCUUGCCGGCCACGACUACGUGAUGGACCUGAUCGCCGACCUGGAGUUGAUCCGGGACUUCCCCAAGCAGAAGUCCUACUUCGUCAUCUCUGCCGACAGCCCUAACAGGACGAGGGCCAACGCCAGCCUUGCCCUGUUUGGAAGUGGGUUCGACUCAGAUGAUGAAAGUCCUCUUGCCAUGACUCGCCAUGCAAUGCCCAGCAUCCCAGACUCAGAUGGAUACUACAGUCAUGUCGAGUCGGACACGUUUAGUGAGCCUCCCACCCAGAGAGGUAUGGACAGGUAUCUGGACAGCCUGUUUGAUCCGGUGCUUUCCGAUGGAAGUGGGGACCUGGAGAGGGCCGCCAGCAUGUCUAGCCGUAUGAUGGGAACAGGGGGACUCGGGACAGGGGAGGGCGAGGAGGACAAGUCCCCAUCGGGCAGGCCCUAUCCUCCAGGACUGCAACCCGGAGCGGUACCCGUUCUCCCCAUCAUGGGCGGAAUGAUGCCACCAAUCCCCAUGCCAGCCAUGCACUCUAUGCCCGCCUCUGCUACUCCCUCUGUGCCAGCUGCCCCCUCUAUGCCAGCUAUGCCCGCUAUGCCAGCUUUAAACGCUAUGCCAGCUCUGCCUAAUGUGCCAGCGAUACCUAAUGUGCCAGGUAUGGAUGAGGUGCCAGGAGUUGACCAGUCAGUUGUGACACAGCAACAGCAAGCUAUUAUCAACCAACAAGCAAUCAUAUUAGCCCAGCAGAUGACCAUGCAGGCCAUGGCCCUGCACCAGCAUAUGUACAGCUCACUGGGGGGCUCAACAUCGGCCCCCACUGUGACCCCACAGCACAUGCCUGCAAACCUGAACUACACACCUCCCACCAGGACGCCCAACCCGACUAAGCCGGAACGAGGAGAGGUUCUCUAUAAGCCAACUCCUCCUGUGCUGCUUGCUAACAGGGAGAGAUCUGCACAACGAAAUGCAAGCCCAACAAAGCCUGCGCCCCGGGAUGACGUGGUUCGGGCCUCAAUCUCCAACUCUGAGCACUUGGAGCCCAGCCACAACAUCAAGGACAUCAUCAAACAGUACCAGCCCACUAGUGUCCCCAAACCUGUGGAAAUGCACAGAAAGGAGGCGAAAGUGUUUAUGAGGAAGCCAGACCCUCAUGAUGAAGCCAUGCUGAUCCUGAAAGACCAGAUGACCUCUCCCCCACAGAGAAAGAAGACUUAUGCCCCUUCGCCUUCGUCUGCUGCAUCAGCCCGUGAGUCUAGAUAUGACGAAGGCCGAACACUAAAGUCGGUGAAAAGGUCCCACCCUCCAAUGCCCGCUGUUAGCCACAGGCACCCGCCCCCAGCCCCAGUGUCCAGAGAGCUGCCAGUGGAGACGGAGACCAUCAAGACCCAGCUGCACAAACGGAGCAGUGAAGAACACUACACCUACACCAAUGUGCCCUGGAAGAUUUACCUCAGGAAAGAGGUUUUCUACCCCAAAGACAGCUUUAAUCACCCCUUGAUGCUGGAUCUCCUUUUCAAACAGAUUGUCCAUGACACAUUCUCUGAGGCUUGCAUCCGUAUCACUAUAGAAGAGAGACAGAAUAUGAAAUCCCUCUUUGACGAGAACAACAUUACUUUAGACUCGGCAGGCCCAGAUGAUAACGUGAAGAAAAAGAUUGUGACGGCAGCUAGAGAUUGGUGGGAGAUAUACUUCUCAAGGCUCUUUCCAGCUUCUGGCAGCGUGGGCACUGGAGUUCAGGUCCUAUCCGUGUCACACAAAGGCAUUAAACUCCUGAAGAUGGUCCGAAGCAGCGCUGCAGCUCCUGAUUACUUCCGAGUCCUGCGUCCUUACAGUUACACCGAUAUCAUGUUUGUCACCAUUCCGUCUAAGAACAUGCUGGAGUUCAACCUGACCAAUGAGAAACUCAUCCUGUUCUCCGCCAAAGCUCCGCAGGUCAAGACCAUGAUUGACCACUUCAUCACAGAGCUGAAGAAGGAUUCGCAGUAUGUAGUUGCGGUGAAAAAUUACAUUACGGAUGACAGAACGCUACUGAAUUUCCAUAAGGGAGACAUUAUCCGUCUGCAGACGAUGGAGGGCCUGGAGGAAGGCCAGUGCUAUGGGUGCAUAGUGAAAAAGAAGGUGAUGCUCCUGGAGGAGUUAAAGAGAGACACCACUGACUUUGGUUGGAAGUUUGGUGCGGUCCACGGCCGUGCGGGAGUCUUCCCCGUGGAGUUUGUGCAGCCGGUGGCGGCGCCGGACUUCAUCCACCUCCCUGUGGACAGGAAAGAGGAGCCCAAGAACAAGCAGGGGCGUGUGGCGGCGUCCGCCACAGUGGCCGUUGCCGUAGGCUCCUCCGCUGCAGCCCACGAGCUGGACCGCUCUAUAGAGGUGGCUGCACCAUCAAGUGAGCACACUGAGACCUACCCUGGCUACAGUAGCAUGGAUGUUGAUGAGAGGAUACUGCAUGACAGCCAAUACAACAUGGUGGAGUUUGCGAAGAAGUACUUCCGAGAGGCGCAGAGAGGCGGCAGUGACUCCUACAAACAGAGAACGAAAAAAGGAAAAGAGCCAAGGGAACCUGUUGAGAUGGUGAAAUUCUCCAAGUCUCCCAUCCAGGAAUCUUUAAUCGAUUUUACAGACGAAAAUAUGAAUAAAGUGGCGGCUGACAUGUUCCUGGCAAUUAUGAAGUUUAUGGGGGACUAUCCAAUGAAGGGGCAAACCGAACAGGAGGUCGUCAGCACUAUUCUUAAGCUAAGUGGAGAGUUUGGACUGAUGCGGGAUGAAGCUUACUGCCAGGUCCUGAAGCAGAUCACGGGGAACACCAGCUCCAAAACGGACAGCUGCCAGAGGGGCUGGAGGCUCCUGUACAUCCUCACGGCCUACUACCGCUGCUCCGAGGUGCUCAAGCCCUGCCUGCUCAAGUACCUGAUGGACGUGCACGCUAAUCAGGGCAUACACUACCAAGGGAUCGCUAAUGCAUGUGAGCAGAAUCUGAGGAAGACUUUCCAGUAUGGUGGACGCAUUGAGCCUCCAAAUGGCAUGGAACUGAAGGCUAUGUUGGCUGGAAGGAGCUCUAAGAGGCAGCUGUUUCUAUUACCUGGCGGAAUCGAGCGACACCUGAAAAUAAAGACUUGUUCAGUUGCUUUGGAUGCCAUUGAAGAGCUAUGCUAUGAGAUAGGUCUGAACAAGCUUGAGGCCAUGGAUGAAUAUGCCAUAUUCGUGGUGGUCAACAGAGGCCAGAAUGUUCGCCCUCUGAACAAGCGCGAGUACAUUCUGGACAUCACCACCGAAGCCGAGCCUAUCGACAGCAACUACAGCCUCUGGUUCAGGAGGGUGAUCUGGACCCAGCCACUCAAGUUUGACAACGAACUUAGCGUUUCCAUGCAUUACAAUCAGAUAUACCCGGACUACUUGAAAGGCCUGCUCAACGUUGUGCCACAAGGGAGACUCAGUGACCAGCAGCUUCAGCAAGUGGCUAAACUGGCCGCCCUUCAGCAUCGGGCCAAGGAGUCGGCCUACCUCCCCACUGUCCAUGAGGUCCAGGACUACGUCCCCCAGCAGCUGUACACAGAGCAGCGGCCCCAGCAGUGGCUCAACCUCAUCACCCAGCACAUGCAGCAGGUCCAGCCACUGAGCCCGCACCAGGCCCGGGCCCAGUUCCUCGGUCUGGUGAGUGCAUUCCCGAUGUUCGGCUCCUCGUUCUUCUACAUCCAGAGCAGCAGCAACAGCGCUAUAGAUACUCCCUGCAUCCUGGCGGUCAAUGAAAAUGGCCUCAACUUUGUCAACAAGGACACUCACGAGAUCCUGGUGAAGUUCUCGCUGAAGGAGGUGCAGUCCACUCGUACACAGAGGCCCACAGCUGGCUCCAGUUACCCAUACGUGGAGAUUAAGUUGGGGGACCUGAUGUCUCAGAGGAUCACUCAACUGCAGCUGGACCAGAGCCUGGAGCUGUGUCGAGUCAUCGCCAUGCAUAUGGAGAACCUGCUGUCCGUGCGGGAGAAGCGACUGACCCUUCCCCCAAGCGAGAUCACGCUCCUGUGAUGCAGCCCUCACACGUUACGCCCGUCCGUGUCACACCACGACACGACACACUGUGGGACUCAUCGACCUGACGAGGAAAACCUGUGAGAUUCGAGGGGAUCUCCCAAGGUGUAACUAACCAGACAGGGAGUAAGGUCCAAACAGUCACUCUAUCACUGUACCAUAGGCUUAUUUAACUGGUAACACACUUGCUAUACAGGUUAAAAAAAGCAAUCCCAAUCCCUAUAAUGCAAGUUGAUUUGGGUAAAAGUGUCCAGUAAAUGAAAAAAAGAACCAGAUUUCAUCUAGUUCUGAAUCGGGCCAGCUGUGGUCUGGGUGGCUGACUGUAAGUCAAUCCAGGAACUUAGCAGGACAAUCCCAUUUUUGCCUCAAUCAACCAACCCAUUGGUCUGACUCUCAACCCACCUUAAACUGUAAAUGUUUAUAAAUGUUGAACAACAACUGUGUCUACCUCCAAUCAAACAUAUAUUGGAUACGUUGUGAUAAGUGUAAAUACAUAAUACCUGAUUUCUAUGUUCCUAUGUACUGUACUACUCCACAAAAUCUAUGUUGUAACAGUAGGCUACCAGAAUGCCAUAUUUUAGUGUUUUCAUUGUAAAUGUGCAUAGUAGUCUAUACCUACACAAGGAUUUAGGUAUUUGCACUAUGUUUGGAUGUUUAUGUACAAAAUUAUAUUAUUGUCAUUUUAUGUGAUCAAGAGAAUCGAUACCUUUAUCAACAAAUAUAAAUGCAUUCAAAAAUGCUA